Messenger RNA from Rhopilema esculentum, 2037 nucleotides. RefSeq names its product bifunctional apoptosis regulator. Gene Ontology annotation, cellular component: nucleus. NCBI's taxonomy places the organism in Eukaryota, Metazoa, Cnidaria, Scyphozoa, Rhizostomeae, Rhizostomatidae. The record is from RefSeq and is a predicted model, not a curated record. Gene Ontology annotation, biological process: proteasome-mediated ubiquitin-dependent protein catabolic process. Gene Ontology annotation, molecular function: metal ion binding; ubiquitin protein ligase activity; protein binding.
AGCUUCGUUCCGAAUAUGAGGCGGCGUAAAAAUGACGUUGUUUUGAAAAUUUUAGCAUGAUGUCGCCCUUAUUCUGUGAUGUAGCUGUCUUCUUUGGGUAUUCGACUAUUAGUUGUAGGAGGUCAAUGUCCUGAAGAAACAAAAUGAAGGAAGAGAUGGCAGAUCAGCCCAAAUGGAGGAAAACAGAGGAAAAGGUGCAAGACAAUGAGGAAAAACACAAAGAAGAGAUAACUGAAGAUGAUUUUACUUGCAGUUGUUGCUAUGAAAUAUUGCUGGAUCCAACAACAUUGGCUUGUGGCCAUACAUUCUGCAGAUUUUGUCUUGCAAAUUGGCUGAGUACAUCGAGAAAGACAGAAUGUUUGCAAUGUAGAAGACCAUUCGCAGAGUUUCCAAAAAUUAACUUUACCUUAAGAAAUACUUUGGAAAGGCUGUUCCCUGAUGAAGUUGCAGAGAAGAGAGCUACACAAGAAUCCCUACCCAACUAUGGGUCCAUAAUAGCUGCCUUUGACAAGCAUGCUGAAAGCAGUCAAUCCAACAGAAGAUCAGCUAUCAACCAUUUUAGUUGUGGAAGAUUGUUCCUUUUCUUGUCAAUAAUCAUUGCAGUGAUUGUUCUCAUCACUCUUGGUUGGAGACAAUUGGUAGGAGGUCCUGAUGUUUUGUUGGACAGCAAAAUUGUCACUGAAUGGACACCUGAUGAUGUUGCAUAUUGGGUUGGAGAGCAAGGGGUUUGGGCAAAAGGUGUUUAUGAUAAGCGCUUCAAGGAAGCUGGCAUUGAUGGAAAUCUGUUGUUGCGAAUAAGUGAAGAAGAUUUAAUGGGUACACCAAUCAACAUGCAUUUACGCUUACACAGAAGAGUUUUUAUGGAUGCUUUGGCCAAAGUUCAGCUGAGGAAAAAAGAAAGACCAGGUGAUUUCUGGGAAUUCAAAGCAGCUAACAGAGCAAAAGCACUGUUCCUUCAGAUUGGAAUCAGGGAGUUUCCUCGUACAAUGUUCCUGUAUCUAUAUGUCUUUGAUUAUCAUGAAAUUUUCCUUCCAUUCCUUCAAGAUACAUGUGCCAUUGAAAAAAUUGCUUCAUGGGAUGAUAAGGAUCCUGGCAGCAAGAUACAGCCAUCAUGGGAGCAGUGGCAUUCAUUUAUACUUUGGGCGAUGACAUCCCCUUAUUAUAUGAUCGCAUAUUUUGCAUCCCAAUACCUUGCUAUCAACUACUGGAUUUCUAGAAUUGUCAUUGUACAUGCAGUAGCCAUGGGAUGUCUGGAGCUGACUUACAUUGGAUGGAUAAUAACUGGAGGCUACAAGACUUUGCCAGGACUGAUGUUAAAAAACCUGAUAUAUGUACUUGGGAUCAGCUUGUUGUUAAAAAUCUUUUGGCCAUUCAUUCCAUUCUUCAUUUGCGAUAUUAUGUUCUGGUGGAUGCUCGUCAUUAGUCCAUUUGAUGCAGUCAAUAGACUCUGUCGGAGAUUAAACUCAAUUCGAAACGCGCCAGUCAACAGAGAAGUACAGCAAAACAACCCAGGGUGGCAGUUUGCUUUCCGAUUUGGUCGGGAGUAAACAGCACCAGCAUAAUAUAACACUUAUACACUAUGCAUUUCUGCAAUGCAUUUCUACACAUUGCUUAUUAAAUUUUAGUGGAUGUUCUGUUUUAUACAGUAGACUCCAGUUAUGGUCAUAUCAAAUGUUUCUUGAAAAGUUGAGACUUUCAACAGAAUGUGACUGUGAACAGAGCCAAAUUGAAAAGAAUAACAAGAGCUAAAUUAAACUGAAUUUGCAUAUUUGGGUCUCAAUUUUAUAUUGCUGUAACCAGUGGUGUUGCUUUUAGCAGAGUGAUUUUAAGGGGAGUCUACUGUACUUUUAUGAUAUAAUUUGUGUUUAGUACUGAAGAAUCAAAGUUCUUGUAUUGAAACUAAAAAUUAUUUUAUCCUUUCAACCUAAAUUAAAACGGAGAAUUGUGUCUUAUUUAAGAUUUUAAAAACUGGAAGAAAUUCAAAAUAGAUGUAAAAGAUUCAAUCUGAAAUGAUGUACUUUGAAAUAAUUCAAAUAA